This is a messenger RNA of Heterostelium album PN500, 1260 nucleotides long. Its product is annotated as serine incorporator domain-containing protein. The transcript is spliced from 4 exons. The record is from RefSeq and is a predicted model, not a curated record. Gene Ontology annotation, cellular component: membrane. NCBI's taxonomy places the organism in Eukaryota, Evosea, Eumycetozoa, Acytosteliales, Acytosteliaceae. The coding region runs from base 1 to 1260 and encodes 419 amino acids.
AUGUGUGGUAUUUUAGCAUGUGGAACCAUGGCAUGCUGUGCAGGAUGUUCAUGCUGUGGUUCUAUUAUUAAAAAGUCAACAGGUACAAGAGUUAUUUAUGUUAUAUUCUUCUUGUUAGUAUCGGUUAUUUCAUAUAUUUUGAGUGCAUUCGCUUCACAAUGGUUUGCAAGUGUAGAUGUUUUAAAGAUCUGUUCUAAAUAUGAUAAUGAAUGUUUUGGAUCUUUAGUUGUUUAUAGAUUAACAUUCUCAUUGGCAAUCUAUCAUAUUCUAUUGGGAUUGGCAUUGAUCGGUGUAAAGUCAUCGGAGGAUUCACGUGCAGCUAUCCAGGAUGGCUACUGGCCAGUCAAGAUAUUCUUCUUGGCAGGUCUGUCGUUUGCUUCGUUCUUCAUUCCCAACACAUUCUUUGUCUACUACGGCUGGAUCUCAUUGUUUGGUGCAGCACUGUUUAUUCUCAUUCAGUUGAUCUUGCUGAUUGAGUUUGCGUACGGCAUCAACGAGAUCUGGGUAUCAAAGAUCGAAGACGAAGGACACCUCACCAACCGUUACUACAUCAUGCUGCUCGGUAGCACCAUUGCAACGAUCUGCAUUGCAUUGGCACUGACCAUCACCAUGUUGGUUCUCUGGAGUAAGACAUCAAUCAACCAAUUCUUUAUCGUAUUCAAUCUCGGUUUAUCACUCAUCAUCGGUGUAUUAUCCAUUAAUGAAAAGAUUCGAGAAUUUAGACCAUCUUCUGGAUUAUUCCAAUCGGGUGUUGUCAUGUUGUAUUCUGCUUAUUUGGUGUUUAGUGCUAUUAUGAGUGAACCAUCAAUGGAUAAUAAUAGCAAUAGUGGAAAACAAAAGACAUGGACAAUCAUUAUUGGUUCGAUGUUUACCAUUAUUUCGGUUUGCUAUUCCGCUUUCAGAGCGUCGGAUUCCAAUGAGAUCUUGGGAUCGUCUUCGGGUGGUGGAUUCGACAAGUUACCAACGGUUGCAAGCGAUGACGAGGCUGCUGAUGAUAAGAUGGAGGACGAUGAAAGCGGUGGUGUCGCUUACAACUAUACAUUCUUCCAUAUCACAUUCGCACUUGGUGCAAUGUAUAUCGGAAUGUUACUCACCAAUUGGGCAACGAUCUCUGGUACUUCCGGAUCAAACGGUGACCUCAAUGUCGACUCUGGUAUGGUUUCCGUUUGGGUCAAGAUCGUAAGUGGUUGGUUGGUUCAUCUUUUGUAUCUUUGGACAUUAGUAGCCCCUGUUUUAAUGCCAAACCGUGAAUGGGAUUAA